Rhagoletis zephyria (snowberry fruit fly) is the source of this 2145-nucleotide messenger RNA. The record is from RefSeq and is a predicted model, not a curated record. NCBI's taxonomy places the organism in Eukaryota, Metazoa, Arthropoda, Insecta, Diptera, Tephritidae.
AUGAUGAAAAACAUAGUUAUUUUUGUGACAUUUUUAUUGGUUGCUGGUGACACACUUGCAACCAGUGCCAUCAACUUUCAAGUUGAGGGUUUUGAAGAUUCUGCUUUUCAAGAUGUGACACAUGGAAAAUUCGUCAUUGGCAAUAAUGGUCGAGAGUUAUAUUUACCUAACCAGAAACGAGCCAGUGAUCCGGCAUUGUUGAAGUUGAUUUUUCCCGGCUCAUCUGAUUUAGCCAUUUUAAAAGUGACUGGCAGUACACCCAACUUAUGGUCAUUACACUUAAACGACGGAACCACAAUGUAUCUUUCAGCAGAGCAGAGUCUUGUUGACGUUGAUGCCGUGCAACAGUUCAGCAUUUACUGGCCUGGUGUUCAGCCAAAAAACCACGCUAAUAAGACCAACAACAACAGUCGAGAGCUGUGCAUCAGCUACGGCUACCGGAAUGCCUCCUGGUACAAUGGCUACCAAAGUUUGGCACCCAGUUGGCCAAUGGACACCUCAAGGGUACUGCCUGUGCAGCCCUUCAACAACGUCCGCAAUUUCACAUAUGAUCCAAAAACAGAGGACUUUCAUCAAAUCCUUGAGCAGCUUUUUGUCAACAGCGACGGUUUUGCCGUUACCUUCGAUUACCGUACGCCGCUUUUCCUUCGACGCGAUCCAAACUUGGUGAAAGCUCACAACAGCAACACCUCAAACACUUUUGAGCCUCUACUCUGCUUUAGCGCCAACAAUUCCGGGCCGUAUGACCACCUGAACACUGACGCCGACUAUCGAGCCCUUCGAAUGCACAUUUUUAUUGAGAAAAAUACCCGUGAGGUAGUGGACUACACAGUGCGCUCCUCCGGCGCCAUUAGUCGACUGGAGGCCAUUCCCGAUGAGGCCAAGUUCCGCUUUCCAACGUGGUCCAUCGAGGGCGCAUCCUCUGUUGGCUCGUUCGCCAUCAACCAGGCGGCGGUACUUCAGUUUGCCAAGCAAAUAGUCGAGCACGGCUUUUCAUCGCACAGCCAGCUAAUGUUCGACGACUACCUCCAGCGGGAGCACAACAGCAUGGAGCUGACGGCCAGCCAGUAUCCCCAUCCAAAGGAGCUGCUGGCGACGUUGAAGGGCAUGGGCUUCACCAGGCUGGGCAUGACGGCCGUCGCGGCGACCUCAAAGUACCGUAGCGGCUUCAAGCACGGUGACAACUCCACCGCCGCCUUCUUCAUCCCCUACUACAAUGCCUCCAAUCCGACGGGAGUCAACUCGACGGACGUCACCUCGGUGAUUGACUUCAGCAGCGCCGACGCCUGCGAGUGGUACCAGUACCUGCUGCACCGGGCCAAGUACGAGUACGGCUUCUCCGCCUUCCAGCUGGAGGGCGUCUCCAUUCGAUGGCUGAUGGGCUUUCGGGACCGGGCGGUGCACCGCUCUCCAGCUCUCAUCACCAAACGGUACGUGGAGUGUGCCGCACAGCUAGGGCGGGAGGUGGUCAGCGAUGUCGGCUACGGAACGCAGCACCUGCCCAACUUUGUCCGCCUGACGCGAGACCGCUACAACCGAGCCGGCGGCUAUGAGCAGCAGCUGGCCGACCUGAUUCCCAACGUCCUCGCCGUCUCGCUGGCCGGCUACGCCUUUGUGGUGCCCUACCAGGUGGGCGGCUUCAGUCGGGAGGUGAUGCCCUCGCCGGAACUGUACAUUCGCUGGGUGCAGGCGGUGGCGUUGAUGCCGGCAAUGCACUUUUUUCACGCCCCUUGGAGCUACGCCGGAUCUGGUGCAGAGCACAGUGAGCUGGUUCUCAACCUGACACGGCGGUACGUCGCCCUGCACGAGCACUUCUCUCCGGAAAUCUUCCGUCUGGCGGGGGAGCGGGUCAGCAAGGGAUCACCCAUUGUACGGCCGCUGUGGUACGAGGCGCCGGAGGAUGCGGCCGCCUAUCACGUCGGUGAUCAGUUUAUGCUGGGAAGCAAUAUUUUGGUGGCGCCGGUGCUUCGAAUGAACCAAACGGAGCGUACGGUGUACCUGCCCAUCAAUGGGAGCACCUGGACUGACCAGCAUGGCGCCCGGUACGCCGGAGGGCAGACGAUUCGCGUGAAAGCGCCCCUUGAAGAGCUGCCCUACUUUACCCGAGUCCAACGGAAGCUGUGCUCUUUCUGCGAAGGACUGUGA